AGGAAGCCACACCUCCUCAGGUCAGAGCUCUCUGCAGAACAGAGGUUGCUCCAACUUGGCCGAGCAAGAGAGCUGCAAUGGGCUGCCUUCCUUUCUUCUCAGUAGAAACAUGGAUUCUACUGAUCACAUUUAUCUGCAUUUUUGUCAUAUAUGGAAACUGGACUCAUGGAAUAUUUGAGAAUUUGGGGAUCCCCGGUCCCAAGCCGUACACCUACUGGGGCACAAUUGGCAGGCACAACAAAGUCUACUACAAGGAUGACCAACAAUGUGCUGAGAAGUAUGGGAAAGUAUGGGGAAUGUAUGAGUUCAGGAGUCCCAUGCUGGCUGUGAUGGACCCUGAUAUGCUGAAAACCAUCCUGGUGAAGCAGUGCUUCACUUACUUUACCAACCGGAGGAAUAUACGUCUGAAUGGAGAUCUGUAUGACUCAGUGUCUACUGUUGAGGAUGAUCACUGGAGACGGAUUCGUAACGUCCUCACACCCUCCUUCACCUCUGGCCAUAUAAAGGAGAUGUUCAAGAUCAUGAAACAUCUUUCCAGCAAACUCACAGCCAGCCUGCAGUCCAAGGCGCAAAAUAAUGAAGUUGUUACUAUAAAAGACUACUUUGGAGCUUACAGUGUGGAUGUGAUGGCGAGCUGUGCAUUCAGUGUGGAUAUGGACUCAAUCAACAACCACUCAAGUCCCAUCAUCUUCCACGCCUCGAGGUUUUUCAAAUUCCCCCAAUUUGUUUUAAUUCUCCAAGGGAUUUUUCCUGUACUUAUUCCGCUCUUUGAGCUGCUGGGUAUCUCGUUUUUCUCCCCGACCUCUACCGCUUUCUUCAAAACGAUUCUGGCGAAGAUCAAAGCCGAACGCGAAGGGAGCACCCACAAGAAUUCGGGAGAUUUUCUUCAAAGCAUGAUCAACUCUCGGACGGCUAAUGACCCCAGCAAAGGCGAGAAGAAUAAGGGUCUUACUGACCACGAGAUCUUAACCCAAGCCACAAUGUUCAUGGUCGCUGGUUACGAGACGAGUGCCACCACUCUCGCCUUCUUAGCCUAUAAUUUGGCAAGAAAUCCCGAAGUAAUGAAACGCCUGCAAGAAGAGAUAGACUCCACUUUCCCUAAUAAGGGAGCAGUCCGAUAUGAAGAGCUGCUGCAGAUGGAGUACCUAGACAGUGUUGUGAAUGAGAGCAUGAGGCUCUACCCUCCAGCUGGACGUCUGGACAGAGUUGCCAAAAAAACGGUGGAGAUCCGUGGAAUCACAAUCCCAAAGGACAUGAUUGUAAUGAUUCCGGUCUACGCUCUUCACCGCGACCCCGACCUUUGGCCGGAGCCGGAGGAGUUCAAACCGGACAGGUUCAGUAAGCAGAACAAGCGGAGCAUCAACCCGUACACUUACUUGCCGUUCGGCACGGGCCCAAGGAACUGUUUGGGGAUGCGAUUCGCUCUGGUGUUGGUUAAACUCGCCUUGGUGGAAGUUCUGCAGAACUACAGCUUCUCGGUCUGCGGAGAGACAGAGAUCCCCUUGACGAUGGAUCCUGGAGGCCUUGUUGGACCCCUAAAUCCAAUCAAACUAAAGGUGACGACACGUUAAAUCACCUCAGGAGUCCAACUAGGACGUCCCCGCAGAGAGACCUCUCUCAACGUUCAACUGUCUUCUUCAUUUCAGUAACUGUCAAUACAUGUUAAAGUUUACUGCUACACGUUUUUAAUCUUGUAGUUUGUAAGAAGUUUGGAAACUGACCUGAAUAAAAACACAUGACCGGCAAGCGUGUUCUUUUAUAAA
Molecule: messenger RNA, 1763 nt
Organism: Gasterosteus aculeatus aculeatus (three-spined stickleback)
Lineage: Eukaryota; Metazoa; Chordata; Actinopteri; Perciformes; Gasterosteidae
Product: cytochrome P450 3A27
Molecular function (GO): oxidoreductase activity, acting on paired donors, with incorporation or reduction of molecular oxygen; heme binding; iron ion binding
Source: RefSeq, a predicted model, not a curated record